This is a messenger RNA of Phacochoerus africanus (Common warthog), 1051 nucleotides long. It is a transcript of the gene NAA20, whose product is annotated as N-alpha-acetyltransferase 20, NatB catalytic subunit. Gene Ontology annotation, molecular function: protein-N-terminal amino-acid acetyltransferase activity. Gene Ontology annotation, cellular component: NatB complex. The transcript is spliced from 6 exons. The coding region runs from base 93 to 629 and encodes 178 amino acids. The record is from RefSeq and is a predicted model, not a curated record. Gene Ontology annotation, biological process: N-terminal peptidyl-methionine acetylation. NCBI's taxonomy places the organism in Eukaryota, Metazoa, Chordata, Mammalia, Artiodactyla, Suidae.
CUGCGCUCCGCCCCGCGGCGGCCGCGCGCGGAACGACUUCCGGCGAGGAGUGCGCGGGGUCGCGGAGGGCCGGCUCCAGCGGCUGCGACGGGAUGACCACUCUCCGGGCUUUCACGUGCGACGACCUGUUCCGCUUCAACAACAUUAACUUGGAUCCACUUACAGAAACUUAUGGGAUCCCCUUUUACUUACAGUACCUUGCCCAUUGGCCAGAGUACUUCAUCGUUGCAGAGGCGCCUGGUGGAGAGUUAAUGGGUUAUAUCAUGGGGAAGGCAGAAGGCUCGGUGGCAAGGGAAGAAUGGCACGGGCACGUCACAGCUCUUUCUGUUGCCCCAGAAUUUCGACGCCUUGGCUUGGCUGCUAAACUUAUGGAGUUAUUAGAGGAGAUAUCAGAAAGAAAGGGUGGAUUUUUUGUCGACCUCUUUGUGAGAGUGUCUAACCAAGUUGCAGUCAACAUGUACAAGCAGCUGGGCUACAGCGUGUACAGGACCGUGAUAGAGUACUACUCGGCCAGCAACGGGGAGCCCGACGAGGAUGCUUAUGAUAUGAGAAAAGCACUUUCCAGGGACACUGAGAAGAAAUCCAUCAUACCCCUACCUCAUCCUGUGAGGCCUGAAGACAUUGAAUAACCAUAAGCAGUGGUUCUUAGGCUGAUGACGCUCCAGAUAGUUUAUGGACAAUAUUAUUUUCAUUAGAUGAUCCUGGAGCUCUAUUAGGAGAAAAGGGAAUCGUUUAGAUCUUAAGGAUUUUAAGAAAAUACAAGUUUAUAGAACGCUUUAAAUCUCGUUUCCAGUUAGCAAUAUCAUACCUCCUAAAACUGUUCACUAUAAUAAAGUUCAACCAAAAAGGCAGCUAGGGCAGAAGGGAACAUUCCACUGUCAUAAUAUUCACAAUAUGCUAGAGAAAAAGCUCACUCCAAUCUCCUAAUUCUGUGCCUGAGAACCACUGCUACAUAGAUAUAUUUUGUAUUGAACUGUUCAUUGAAGCUUUAAAAGCAUUUAUGAAAUAUAUAAAUCUAAGCUGUAAAAUAAAAUGCAUUGUUGACUAUAAA